Diabrotica balteata is the source of this 1115-nucleotide messenger RNA. NCBI's taxonomy places the organism in Eukaryota, Metazoa, Arthropoda, Insecta, Coleoptera, Chrysomelidae. The record is from the annotation of a GenBank genome assembly.
UUUAAUUUUUAUUGAAUAAACUGUUAGUAUGAGAGUAGCUCUACUAGUUUUGAUAUUUGUAGCGGCGGCUAUAGCUUUUACAGAUGUAGAAAAAUGGACUACCUUUAAAAUUACUCACAACAAAGUAUACAAAAACAUAAAAGAGCAUAAUCAUCGAUUCGAAAUCUUUAAAAAAAAUCUGAUUCGUAUUAAAGAGCAAAAUCAUAAGUACGAAACAGGAAAAUCAACUUAUAACUUUGGAAUUACUAAAUUUGCCGAUCUUACUGCAGAAGAAUUUCUCAGCCGUUUUAAGUCUGGUCGUAGUCCUAUAAAUACGUUAUCAAAACCUAAAAAUACUGCUAAUAAUGAUGAAGCAAAAGGUAAUAUUUUCGAUACAUCUGAUGAUCUGCCAGAUCAAUAUGACUGGACUCGCGCCGGAGCGGUAACACCAAUAAGAGAUGAUCCAGAUUGUUCUGCUUGCACAGCUGAAAGUGUAGUAGCAGCAGUAGAAAGUGCUGAGUUUAUAAAAACUAACAAUCUAGUGCAAAGAAGUCCCAAGCAGCUAGAGGACUGUAUUCCUUUUACCCCAGACGAUUGCUGGGUAUGUUUGGACAAAGAUCUUACUUAUAGUAGGGAUGUCGGCAUUAUGUCAGAUGAUGAUUACCCAUGGAAAUUUGAGGAUCAGGAUUGUCAAUUUGAUAACAUUAAUGUCACUACGCCACUAAUACACAUAAGUGACUGGAGAUAUGUCACAGAGGGGGACGAGAAAGAACUUCAACGUACAGUUUACCUUGAAGGACCUGUUGUAGUUGCAAUAGAUGUCACCAUAGAUUUCCAGUUAUAUGUAGACGGUGUACUGGAUGAUCCAACUUGUGAGAAUACAUUUGACGAUUUAGUAACAGCUCUAUUGCUUGUUGGCUAUGGUGACUCUAAAAGGCAAGGUGAAUACUGGAUCCUUAAAAAUUACUUUGGCACGUUUUGGGGAAAUAACGGAUAUCUUUGGUUAAGGAGAAAUAAGAAUAAUCUAUGCGGCGUUGCUACUUCAGCUGUGAUUCCGAUUCUUGAAUUUUAAUAAUGAUAUAACAUUUAAAAAAAAAAAAUCCUUAAAUGUUUUAAAUACAGUUUUGACAACACAA